Molecule: messenger RNA, 1023 nt
Organism: Salvia miltiorrhiza (redroot sage)
Lineage: Eukaryota; Viridiplantae; Streptophyta; Magnoliopsida; Lamiales; Lamiaceae
Product: PRA1 family protein E-like
Exons: 1
Coding region: 328-861 (177 amino acids)
Biological process (GO): vesicle-mediated transport
Cellular component (GO): endoplasmic reticulum; Golgi apparatus
Source: RefSeq, a predicted model, not a curated record
UACGUGAAAUUAUAUAUUAGUGUAAUUAAUGGCAAAACUAAUCAUUAAUAUGAAUAAAGUUUUGGGGGAUUUUUUUUGCUUUUUAGUUUAGCUUUUAUAUAAAAAAGCUGAAUAUCUAUUAAAAAUUAACCCAAAAUCCACGAAUUAUUUUUGAUAGAUUCCACAUAUCAAAGCACACACUCAGAUUCCCUCUGUGAAUCAGCCCCGACUCCUCCGCCGCAUCCGCAGGCUGCCGCCGCCGCCCCCAAUCACCACUAGAGCUCUUGGCGUUUUCUCUCUUUGCCUCUCGCCCUUCCCCUGCGAUCAAUUAUCUUGCAAGCGACAACAAUGCUCGCAAAUUCCGCCUCCCCACGCGGCGGCGCCGCCAAGCCGCAGCUAGUCUCCCGCGCCCGAUCCCUCUACGCCGCCCGCCGGCCGUGGCGCCUGCUCUUCGACGUCUCCGCCGUCUCCCUCCCCUUGAGCUACGGCGAGGCCAUGUAUCGGAUCCGCCACAACUUGAACUACUUCCGCGUCAAUUACGCCCUAAUCACCCUAAUUAUCCUCUUCUGCGGCCUCGUCUACCACCCCGUCUCCAUGAUCGUCUUCCUGGUGGUGUUCGCGGCGUGGCUCUGGCUCUACUUCUGCCGCGAAGAUCCGGUCGUCGCCCUGGGCAGAAUCGUCGACGACCGCGUGGUUCUGGUGUCGCUGGGGUUGGUGACCGUGGUGGCGCUGGUGCUCACUCACGUCGGGUUGAAUGUCCUCGUCGCCUUGAUUGUGGCGCUGGUGGCGUGCGGCGGCCACGCCGCCGUCAGGGGCACGGAGGAUUUGUUCUUGGAUGAGAGCGACGCCGCCGAGGGCGGCUUGCUUUCGGUGGUGCGUUGAGGUUUUGAGCCCUAGAUUUUGAAUUUGGGGGAAUUCUUUUGGUUGUGAUUUUUUUUAAUGCCAGCAGCCUCCAAUUUAAAAAAGGUGAACAAUUGUUGUAUUGAAUUUCAUGGUGUUUGUAGCAAUUCUUGGUUUGAAUUUGAGUUAUUCAUUUUUAUUGUA